AUGUUUUUCUAAUUUAGAUUCAGCGAAAAUGCGAAUUUCUUAUUAAAUAUUAAUUUGAUCCUAAGAUUGGCAACAGGUAAUUAUAUCAAUUUAAAUACUCUAGUAGAUAUUAUUAAAUAGUACCCUACAAAGAAGAAAGUAGGGAUGGACCAAAUCGCUGAAUAAACAAUAUAUCUUGAAAAAUAAUUUGUCUAUUGUUAACAAAUUUUUAUGGAAAAUAAAUAUAUUUUUUUAAUACUAAUGAAGGCUACAUUUUGA
Molecule: messenger RNA, 258 nt
Organism: Paramecium octaurelia
Lineage: Eukaryota; Ciliophora; Oligohymenophorea; Peniculida; Parameciidae
Source: the annotation of a GenBank genome assembly